AUGACGAGACUCGUAUCCUUCAUCCUGGCAAGCUUUGCCGUUAUCAAUGGCCACGUUGCUGCAAAUGAGCCGUCCUCCGACCAACAAAUCCAGGAUCGAGCCGAAGGGCUGAUGGCGUCCAUGAACUUGGACGCGAUGCUUGGCCAGAUGACGCAACUGGACGUGAGCACGAUUCUGCACCCGAACCGCACGCUCAACCGAGCGGUUGUACACGAACACGCAAAACUCAACGUGGGCUCGUACUUGAACACGCCCGGUGCUGACCUGAACGACACGGACGCGAACUCGACCUACAACUUCUCACCUAGGGAAUGGCGCGAGUUGAUCACGGACAUCCAGGCCAUCUACGCCAGCCACGGCAGCUUCCCCGUCAUCUAUGGAAUCGACUCGGUCCAUGGGGCAGAUUACGUCCGUGGAGCAGUGCUGUUCGGUCAACAACUCAACGCCGCUGCAACAUUCAACCCAGAACUGGUCUACGAAAUGGGCCGGAUCACUGCCCGAGACACGGGGGCAUCCGGAAUGCCAUGGUUGUUUGCCCCGAUCCUUGAGAUCUCGCAUAACCCUCUCUGGGCGAGAACGUUCGAGACUUUCGGAGAAGACCCUCACCUGGUGUCUGUCAUGGCUGACGCUAUCAUUCGUGGUAUUCAAAGCAACGGCACUACAGCUGCAUGCAUGAAGCAUAUCAUCGGGUACUCGAGAACACCAACGGGUCAUGAUCGUGCAGGCGUCACAGUGUCCGACUUCGAGCUCCUCAAUCGCUUCGCACCUCCUUUCUUGGCCGCCGUCAAAGCUGGUGCCAUGACAGCCAUGGAAAGCUACAUUUCUAUCAAUGGGGUCCCGGUCGUUGCCAACACGAAAAUCUUGAGAGAUCUGGUGCGUCACGAUAUGGGCUUUGACGGACUGAUUGUCACGGACUAUGCUGAAAUCCACAAUCUCCACGCAUGGCACCGAGUUGCCAAAUCGGAUCGGGAUGCGAUUCGCAUGGCGCUGACGAACGCUCCUUUAGACAUGAGUAUGGUGGCACUCAACGCCUCAUUUAUUGACAUGGCUCGCCUAGCCAUACGGGAGAAUCCUGAGCUGAUGAGUCGAAUCAAAGAUUCUGUCCGUCGGAUUGUCACGACCAAGGUAAAGCUCGGCUUGUUAGACCACGCUCUACCAGGAACGGAAGACGACAUUGCUCUUGUCGGCGGAAACGAGAGCCGACAGGCAGCACUGGAGCUUGCGCGCGAGUCCAUCGUUCUACUAAAGAACGAAGACGGAAUCCUUCCUUUGAAUGCAAGCAGCGAGGUUUUCCUGACGGGGCAUGCGGCGGACAACAUCGGUCUGUUGUGUGGAGGGUGGUCGCUUCGUUGGCAAGGUGUAUCGGGAAAUAGCCUUUUUCCGAACGGCGUCUCGCUCCGACAAGGGAUCACAAACGUGCUGAAUACAAGUACUGGCGUCGUUCACUAUGCCAAUGGACUGCACCCCAAUGGCUCCUUCUCUUCAGCAGAUCUUGAAGAAGCCAAGCGCAUCGCGGAAAGAUCGGCCUACACGAUUAUUGCAAUUGGUGAGGGCGUGUAUGCAGAGAAGCCGGGUGACAUCGAUGACUUGAACCUACCACUGGGUCAAGUCGAGUAUGUUCGCAAAAUUGCUGCCACUGGUACGAAGGUUAUCCUUGUUUUGGCACAAGGACGUCCUCGACUGCUCCAAGGACUUGCGGAAAUUGCCCAUGCUGUGGUAUAUGCCAUGCUUCCGGGCGAGCUGGGUGGUCAAGCACUCGCCGAAAUCCUGUUCGGACAUGUCAACCCUAGCGGCCGACUUCCCAUAACGUACCCGAAGACGUCGGCCAAUAUCGCGAUCCCUUACAACCACCUUGUGAGUACGCGCUGCCGUGACGAAGGGCCGUGCAAGAUGGAGUGGAACUUUGGACACGGGCUUAGCUACUCUGCGUUCGAGUACGGCAACGUUUCACUGAGCAGGACCACCAUUCCGAACAGCGGCGAUACUUCGCUCGAGAUCAGUGUGGCAGUCACAAACGCUGGCUCGAUGGCAGGCAAAGAGACAGUUAUGUUAUUCCUCAUUCAGCCAUUCCGCGCGAUCUCCGUACCAGAAGCCAAACAGCUGAAAAGGUUCACGAAGAUUUAUCUCCAGCCUGGUGAGACGCGCGAGGUGUCGUUCACUCUCUCUCGCGAAGACUGGGGAGUGUUCGACCCGCAGAUCGGCUCUGGGUUCCACCGCAUCGUCGAGGCCGGCGACUACUUUGUUGCAGCGAAGCCUGAGACGGAGUGCAAUGUCUACGACGGACACGCAUCGAUGCCCGGUGCCCUGUGUGCACGCUUCACGGUUCAGGACAUUUGA
Hyaloperonospora brassicae is the source of this 2337-nucleotide messenger RNA. NCBI's taxonomy places the organism in Eukaryota, Oomycota, Peronosporomycetes, Peronosporales, Peronosporaceae. The record is from the annotation of a GenBank genome assembly.